AUGGAAGAGCAAAGAAUGCUGUGCAACUGCUCUGAAGUGGAGAACCUUACCAGUUCCAGGGAGGAGAGGAUUGAAGGUGAUUUGAAGACAUUUUGGACACAAUUGGGAGGUAGAAGAGUGGACGUCAUAUUUGAGCAGGUGCAAAAUGUGCUGCUGCUGCUAAAGCAAAAGAUCAAGAAUGGAACUGCCACUAACCAAGAAUGCUGGCAGGCUUGGGCACUAGUGAAUGAAGCUAAUCUAGGUGAUCUCUUAACCUUGACAAAUGUAAGUGAUGAGUUUGAUGGAGAUGGCAUACAGGAAGCCAAACCCAAAUUGCAGCAUCUUCCUACAUAUCACAACACUGCAAACUCUAUAGAAGGUUCUCACAGCGAAAAGGAGGAGAUGGAAAAAACAGGUCCAGGGAUUAAAGAAGCAUCUAGUAAAAUUCAAGAUUUACCUUUAAACCUGCAGUAUCAGAACCACAAGUGCUCUAGUGCAUGUCUUGCCAACAGAGCAGCGGGCUUCUACAGGGGUGAAAAUCCUCUAAAGAUACCGAUCCUGUUUCACUUUCAAAGACGCCAUGCAAAAGCAGACUGCCUUUCAAAAUCACUGGAUGUGAAUUAUAAAGCUCCUUGUGGUCGAAGUCUGAGAAGCUUUCAAGAUGUGCAAAAUUAUUUGUUUGAAACAGAGUGCAAUUUCUUAUUUGUUGAUCACUUCUCCUUCAACACAUACGUACUGUUGGGCAGGAACACCGUAAAUCCCGAACCCCUUGUGUUUGAUUUUGAUAUUAGCAAUGGAGCCGAGUCUGUGCCCAUUUCCUUCUGUAAUGAUCUUGACCGUGCAAGAUUACCUUAUUUCAAAUAUCGGAGGGCAUCGUGGCCACGUGGAUAUUAUCUCAACAAUUUCUCCAGCAUGUUUGUAGAUUCAUGUGACUGCACAGAUGGCUGCAUUGAUAGGUCAAAAUGUGCAUGCCUACAGCUAACUGCAAGAGGCUGUAGUAAAAUUUCUCUGUCUCCAAGUAGUAAAAAGUCCCGUGGAUACAGUUACAAAAGACUGGAGGGACCUGUUCCUAGUGGAAUUUAUGAGUGUAGUGUGUUGUGCAGGUGUGACAAGAUGAUGUGUCAGAACAGAGUUGUACAACAUGGCAUUCAAGUCAGGUUGCAAGUGUUCAACACAGAGAAGAAAGGCUGGGGUGUCCGCUGCCUAGAUGAUAUCGACAAGGGGACAUUUGUUUGUACUUACUCAGGCAGAUUAAUGAGCAGAGCUGAUGUUCAAAUAUUGGGAGAUGCUGGUCGACAGCUGAAAGAGAAGAGUGCUGUGAAUGACAGAAACCACGGGGUUUUUUCCAAAAAAAGAAAACUUGACACUGAUUGUUCGGACUCUGUGAUUGAACUAGUGCAGACUGGCAAAAAUGACAUUCUUGAGAAGCAGGAAUCUUUGUCUCAGACUGUGGAUAAUGAAAAAAAAUCAACAGUGGUUCAUCCAAGAAAUUUAAGUAUUGCAACCACGAGAAGGCCUGGAACUAGAACUGGUUUUUGUAAUCACCAGCUAAAAAUGGAAAUUGAUACACUGGUGCACAGUGCCAGCUCAGAUGAAGAUAAUAGUUCUCAGAUUCAUCAGUCAAGCAAAACAAAACUAACCAGUGGAACAAAGAAAGGAAAAGAAAAAUCCACUCAGCAGCAGAAGGAAGAACAUCCAAUGGAAAUUGGACGGACUGAGUCCACUGAAGUGGAUGGUGCAGAAUGCAAAAGAAAGAGUCUGUCUCUGCAUAGUGUUGGUUGUGGCAAGUCAAGUGUGCUAGAUGACACGUGUGUGGUGAGGCCGCCCAAAAAUGUACCACUAAAAACUGACUGCAAAGAGGAAAAUCACAGGCGGUCAAAACAAGAUGCAUUUUGUGAGGAGGCUGAUCAUGACAGGAUGCUUCUGAAGAAUGCUAACGAAGAAAAUAUUUAUGUACUGGAUGCCACAAAAGAAGGAAAUGUGGGUCGUUUUCUUAAUCACAGCUGCUGCCCAAAUCUCUUUGCACAGAGCGUGUUUGUAGAGACUCACAACAGAAGUUUCCCAUGGGUGGCGUUCUUCACGAACAGGCAUGUGAAAGCUGGAACCGAACUCACGUGGGAUUAUGGUUAUGAAGCUGGAAGCAUGCCAGAGACAGAGAUUUCCUGUCAGUGUGGAGUUCAGAAGUGCAGGAAAAAAACGUUAUAG
Molecule: messenger RNA, 2184 nt
Organism: Balearica regulorum gibbericeps (East African grey crowned-crane)
Lineage: Eukaryota; Metazoa; Chordata; Aves; Gruiformes; Gruidae
Source: RefSeq, a predicted model, not a curated record